Messenger RNA from Orbicella faveolata, 1421 nucleotides. Its product is annotated as serpin B6-like. The record is from RefSeq and is a predicted model, not a curated record. Gene Ontology annotation, molecular function: serine-type endopeptidase inhibitor activity. NCBI's taxonomy places the organism in Eukaryota, Metazoa, Cnidaria, Anthozoa, Scleractinia, Merulinidae.
AGCCAAUUACAUGAAAUUUGCACAAGUGAUAAACACGUUCCCUCUUUCGCAAGCUUCAUUUCAGUGUUGACGAACUUUGAAGGUUUUGUAGACGAGGGAAUGUCUAAAAUGGAAGCUGUGGUCGAAGGAAGCAACAAGUUCACGGUGGAUCUCCAUAAGGUUCUCAAAAAUGAGCAAAACUUCGCUGGCAAAAAACUGUUCUAUUCGCCAGGCAGUCUGAGCAUAGCACUAGCCAUGACCUCUUUGGGAGCCAGAGGAGACACAGCUACGCAGCUGGCCAAGGCACUACAUUGGAAAGAAAUCCCCUCACUCCACGAUGAAGAAAAACAUUUUCUUGAAGCUCUCCAAGCCGCAAACACCGCGAGUAACGAGCUCCUCACUGCCAAUCGAAUUUUCCUUCAAAUGGACUACAACCUGUUGGAAGACUUCGUGGACGAGAUGAAAAAUUUCUAUGGUGCUGAAGUAGGAAUGGUUGAUUACCAGGACGAUACAGAAAACGCUAGGAAACAUGUGAACGCUUGGGUGGAAGAGAAAACGAAACAGAAAAUUCAGGAUAUGAUUCCCUCGGGAGUAUUCAACACCCGCACUCGACUGUCCCUGGUGAAUGCAAUCUACUUCAAGGGAUUUUGGCAAAACCAGUUCAAAAAAGAGGAGACUUUCAAACAGAAUUUCUUCGUCUCCGAAAGUGAAAAGACCGAAGUAGAGAUGAUGCACCUGACGAAAAGGUUCAAGCAUGCUGAAGAUGGUGGGGAGCUUGCCUGUCAGAUUCUUGAGAUGCCUUACCAAGGAGAAGACCUUUCCAUGGUCAUCCUGCUGCCCCAUGCCACCUAUGGAUUGGCCAAGUUGGAGGAAAGCCUCACCCAUGAAAGAUUACAACAGGCUCUGGCGACUGUAUCACAGUCACACCCAGAAAAGGUAGAGGUGUCCCUGCCAAGAUUUAAGCUGACACAGCAGUUUCAACUCAAGGAAAUUCUAAUUAAGAUGGGAGUAACAGAUAUGUUUAGUGAGUUUGAGGCUAAUUUUUCAGGCAUAAUCCGAGGUCCUGAGAGGCUCUACGUGUCCCAUGUCGUUCACAAGGCAUUUGUCGAAGUGAACGAGAAGGGCACAGAAGCAGCAGCGGCCACAGCAGUGGUCAUGAUGUCACGAGCGGUUAGUCCAGUGUUCGAUGCCAGCUUCUGUGCUGAUCAUCCAUUUCUGUUCAUGAUUUGUCAUAGGAAGUCCAGUGCAAUUUUGUUCAUGGGUCGCUUUGUGAAACCAGAAUAAAACUAGUAAAACAACAUGCACUUUUAAUUUAGACAAUUAAACAUAGUUAAAAUGUUGCUGCCUAGGUGGAACUUGGAACUCUUAAAGCGGAUAGUAAUAAAAAAAAAAGUAAUGUAUGCAGUUUAUUCCUAAUAAAUAUUGCUUCAACUGGAUUAUGA